AUGAAAUCAUGUCAAGACAUUUGGAGUAAAACAAGCCAACGUGAAAACACGACCUACAGACUCUUCAUUGAUAACAAAACAACAGACAUUUACUGUCAUUUGACUGAUGACAUCUGUGGAGGUGGGGGAUGGACGCUGGCCAUGAAAAUCGACGGCUCAAAGGAUAAUUUUCGCUACAACUCGGUUUUAUGGACCAAUAAGAAAUCCUACAAUCCGAUAGCAGGUCAAACCGGUUUUGAUAACAACCAAACCAAGAUGCCAAGUUACUGGGCGAUGCCUUUUGACAAACUGUGUGUCGGUUUGAAAGUUAAUGAUACCCUUAAAUGGACUGUUAUCCCAUAUAAGGCUUCAUCUCUCUAUGACGUCAUUGCUAAAGGAGAGUAUCGACCAACAAACAUCAGUAAAGCCAAAUGGUUGUCCCUGAUUGAUGGAGCCAGACUGCAGGAAAAUUGUAACAGGGAAGGGUUUAAUACGGGUUACGAGAAGAGCGGUUAUCACCGCAUUGGCAUAAUUUCCAAUGAACAAAACGAUUGUAAUAGCGUUGACAGUUUUCUUGGGAUAGGAGCGAAGAAGAAGAUCCACAAACACACCAUUCCUUUUUCUUGUGGCAAUUUUUGUGGACAUGGAAAGACAUGUAAUGGUCGAGAGAUAUCAAUUACUGCCUUUGGUUAUAUCAUGAUACAGUAGAACUAUAUUGCCGCCUUAAAUCCAUGACGGUGUUACUACGUUCCAUAGUUUGCUCACGCUAUUGUGCACUAAAAUUACUACAAAUUAUUAUUGUUUAAUGACAGCAAUUUUAGAAAGUAUUUUCCGUGUUUCUAUUCACGCGGGAAUGUUGUGAUUCAAAACCUUUUCGAGUGUUUCCAAGUGUUCUGUCAACAAUCAAAAGUGUUCUGUCAACAAUCAAAAGUGUUCUGUUCUAACCAUGCUAACAGAGAAUGCGGAAAAUAUCGGCUUCUAAUACAUUUAUAUAAAAUAACACAACAACAGCCAUGUUUCGAAGUUCUCAAAGAAACACAGGUUUCUUUUUGCAUAUUCAACAAAUCAGUACACUUGUUAUAUAAUACUUGUUUUGUCUCACAGAUGUAACGGAAAAAAAAUUCACAAAAUUAAAUGUUUUUCAUUUUCCA
This is a messenger RNA of Exaiptasia diaphana, 1130 nucleotides long. RefSeq lists its product as uncharacterized. The coding region runs from base 1 to 687 and encodes 228 amino acids. The record is from RefSeq and is a predicted model, not a curated record. Gene Ontology annotation, molecular function: oligosaccharide binding. NCBI's taxonomy places the organism in Eukaryota, Metazoa, Cnidaria, Anthozoa, Actiniaria, Aiptasiidae. The transcript is spliced from 3 exons.